AUGUCAGAAGAACAAGGUAGAUGGUAUGAAAUUGCAAUCGGAGACACAUCUACAGUAUUUGCUUUCCAAGAUCCGCAAUCGAAAGAUCCAGAUGGUUGUAAAAUUAAAUUAAUCGAGAAAGUAUGUAAGCAGAGAAGACUCUACAGUCAACCGACGGUUCGAGCUCUGAUUAUCGAAAUGUAUUCAAUCUUUACCAAAUGUGAAUCUGCAACAACAGACGAUAAGAUUCUCGACGCAUCAACAACUUGUCAAGUUUCGACUGCGUAUCGAUCGUCUAUUAUGAAUGCUGCGAUCACUCAUUCGAGCAGCGAAUUCCUCACCGAUUUCGCGUUGUGGACUCUUUACGAGAAAUUGUAUUUCAACCGGGGCGACGGCUCAAUUUGCGCUGAUUUGAUCACAUGGUCCGAACAAAGUUUCUGGUUUGUCAAAGAAAAUGUCGAAAAGUCGGGAGAAUUGUUUGAGCCAGGAGUGGCCGUUCAAUCGGAUGAAUUCUGGAAAGGGGUUGCCAUCUCACUUCUUUGCUGCCAUUUCGAACGGACCAUUGAACUUCUAUCAUUAUUUACCGGAGAUUCAGCUGUGCAAGUUUUUGUCGAAUCUCUAUCAAUGUUCGAUCUCAGUUAUUUAAAUGAUGAAGCAACGACCGAUAAAAUCGUCGCUUGGAAAGAUGCAUUACGCGAAAAUCUAAAACGAGGGCGGUACGGAACUAACGAGAACAUCAUUUAUUUGACAAAAUUGCUUAUAGGCGAGGAAAAGUAUCUUCAUGCUCUUCCCAAGCGAGUAUUGACCGACUGGUGGCAUCUUCUUCCGUUUUACGUUUUAGUCAAAAAUCCAUUAGCCACAUUUGCGGAAGUUGUCGAUCUUGCCGAGAAUUGCUUUGCUAUUUUCCAUGACGAUGACGGAGAUAUGGAGAAAUUGCGACAACAGGACACAUUCUGGUGUAUAGUUUCUCGAGAUGAAGGCAAUUUUUAUCAGCAAAUAAUGCAAAAUCCAUGGCUUUCGGUUCAUUUGGUAGAUCUUAUUCAAAAAUCAACGCUUGAUCCGGAACUCGAGCCAAUUCGUCGCAAUUUGUUGCUCAACUACGCUAGCAGUUUGAUUUCGCAUUCCGAUUUGUGGGAAAUCGGAGCAGGAUAUUUGAUAAGUUGUGGUAUUGAGGGCCUUCUUCGUCUCGAAUCCCAUAUAGAAUCAAUGUAUAUCGAAGACGACGCAAUGGCCGAGAAGCUCUACGAAAUUUGCGAGGAAAAUCGAUUGUUGGACGCAAAAAGCUGUGUGACGAACACAAUGACGUUUAGAUAUUUGAAAAUGGGACAUUGGAGUGCGGCACUUGGAUGGGCACUCAAGUCGGGAACGAAGAAAACCAUUGAUAUUACAGUGACCAGGAUUGUGUCGACGAGUACCCGACAGGAACUCGCUUCCCUCAAUGUAAUCAAGGCUUUGUCCGAUGCAGCAGUUCUUUCACUGCCUUCUCUCACUUUCCUCUAUGCUUAUCAUGGAUUCAUGAAAGUAGUUCUGAGCGGACAAGUGAUGGAUUGCAUCAAGCAUUUGAUUCCAUUGAUUAUGAUGCCCGAUGUUCCAACUCAAUAUUAUUACGAUCUUUUCGAUUAUUUAAUUACAAUUCUAAAAGAAGAUGACCGAACCGGCCACGAAUUUCCGAAAGAACUUCUGUAUGAGUUGUCAACAUUCCUCGCCACAUUCACACUUGAUAAGCAACGAGAUCUCGAUGAGAAGUAUACGAAGAAGCUCAAAGUUCUAAAGAAGAUGGUGAUGUUGAAACUGGCUGAGUCGAUUUCCAAGGGAGUCACAAUUCAUUGCUACUAA
Molecule: messenger RNA, 1815 nt
Organism: Caenorhabditis bovis
Lineage: Eukaryota; Metazoa; Nematoda; Chromadorea; Rhabditida; Rhabditidae
Source: the annotation of a GenBank genome assembly